Peronospora matthiolae is the source of this 495-nucleotide messenger RNA. Lineage: Eukaryota; Oomycota; Peronosporomycetes; Peronosporales; Peronosporaceae. The record is from the annotation of a GenBank genome assembly.
AUGAAAUCCAAGCGCCAGUUGUCGUUGAUUGCUGAUCGAAAACGGUACCUCCUCCAUACGCACACUCCAGCGCCAGGCCUUUCGCAGCUGAUUCCGACGCGUGACACGCCUUCUGCUGCACACCUUUCGUCAAGCAGCAGGCCGUCAACAUGCCCUGACUGUUCACAUAGUACGGACUUGACUUUGACGUCCAAAUCAAGGCGCACCUCGUGCAAGGAAGCUACGCAGAGCAAUCAAAUAGCGCAGACGCGAGUGCAGCUCGUGGUCUCGACACGGUUACGAGUGUACGCAGUGUUCGGUUGGUUCCUGGCCGCCAAAAGCGAGCAAAUUGGUCCUACUUUCAAGCACUCUAGACAGCCCGUGACUGUCUCGUUUGGCACACGUUGGGACAACGACAAAGCCCAUAACAGUUGCAGCAAAGGAGGUGCAGCCUCCAAAGUCUCAGCACUGAGCUUCACGGAAACUACUGCGCAAUUGAUGCACGUCCACGGCUGA